AUGUUCGCAAACACAGCUCACAAGUCAUGGCGGGAUCACCAUUCUGGAAAGUCGUCUCCUGACUCCUACAGGUAUUCGUCCAGUCUGAGUUCCCAAGUUGCUCUCGACACGCCGAGUACCGAGCCCACGACGCCGGCAGAGGUCCCUCUCCUUGUCCUGCCGAAACGCCGGGGUCAUCAGCAUGCGGCAAAGACCAGCGCCAAACCAGCGCAUAUACGAAAGGUGUCUCGUGACGAACGAUCCUCGACGUCUAUCGACCUGUCGCGAUCGUCAAUUGAGCUCGAGGGGCUUGGGAUUUAUACAAAUUUAGAGAGAGAUAUGAGGUUUCAACAGAAUCGGCACAGUGCGUCGAACCUUCACCGAUCGAUCAGUGAAAUCUCACCUUCGCCAAGUAUAACCAGACUAGGCCAAGCUUAUGUACAUCCACGACGUCAGUUGCCCACACCAAGCAGUCCGCUUGGUAUACCCCAGCGCCACUCUGUGGAUGGAGGAUACUUUUCGACCGUGAACCGGAGUCUGACGGGUAUCACAAGCGCAACGUUUUCGAUCCCAGACGAUGAGCAGGAAGACAACGACAGCAACUUUUUUGAUGAAGCAGACACACCAACAACAACAUCACUAGAACUUAGACGUUCUACACCAAUAAUACUCCAAAGAGCGCACACCGAUACGGCGCUUAGCAGAGCUUCCUCGUGGAAGGAAUCCGAAUUUCUAUCAUCAACAGAGUUCACCUCUCAUGCAGCCGCUGUGCGAGCUGCCCGGAUUGCUUUUGCACAGAAAGAAGCCUCCAAAGCACGGAAACUCGAGGAGCAGCAGAAAAAGAAGACGCAGCAGCGAGAUGAGCGUCGACAUCAACGAUCCGUCAGUCACAUGGUGAAAACAAAACCGAUUCCUACUGCCGGUAACGAGGAACGCCAUCGGCGCACAAUCAGCGAGGCAUAUGUCCAUCCCAGUCGCAACGGAGGAAUACACCCACGAGAGUCCUAUAUCGACCUUGAGGAAGACAUGGCCUCAGACCAAGUGACUUCUAUUCCAUCCCUCCCAGGCAGAACAACAACACCGUCAUCUGCCCUGGGCCCGCCGAAACUCCCCGCAGCAACAAAACAUAACUGGAACAAAUUCCUUACAUGGGGGAAAACUCGCUACUAUAAAGCAAAGAGAAAGGUAUCCGUGCCUGUAUCGACUCUUAGGUAA
Talaromyces marneffei is the source of this 1194-nucleotide messenger RNA. RefSeq lists its product as uncharacterized. The transcript has a single exon. NCBI's taxonomy places the organism in Eukaryota, Fungi, Ascomycota, Eurotiomycetes, Eurotiales, Trichocomaceae. The record is from RefSeq and is a predicted model, not a curated record. Bases 1 to 1194 code for a protein of 397 amino acids.